AUGAUUCAGAAUUUACUAGUUGACGGUCGUGCUCGGGUCUUGGAAACGCUCCAAAGGGGUUACGCGCCCAGCCAUUUCUCCCACAACCUCGAGCUGAUCUUCGUCAAAGACAGCAGAAGCUCGGCUUCAGCAUCAAUGAAGACCAAGAUUGCCAGCACUCGCGAAAGAUCUGCUCGUAUACGAACAUUGGAUCCACGCACACUCAUUUGGUGGGCUACGGCAUUUCCGAUGAGGCAUUGGUCAGGAGGGAGGAAGAUUAGCAGCUCCACCUUCGAUGGCUUGAUCAGAUAUGCCCCCAGAUGUGCUGCUCAGGCAGCAUCGUUGCUUCCAGCGGUGGCUGCUGAUUUGGAUCGGUUAAGGCAAAAGCAUGCCAAAUGUACCAUGCUUCAAAACUUCUUGGGUGAGUUCUCGGAGCAGCUUGAUACACAAUGGAAACCAUUUCCUAGGGAUGUAGAAGCACUCUCAGAAGAAGGGCGUUAUGUCAACUUCAGCGGAGCUCGAUAUGAGUCUCUCUCAAGACUUCCUGAUCUUCUUCUCUGUGGUAUGGAAAGCUCACGGAAGUUCCAAGAAGAAAAACAGAAGAUUGCGCCGCUAUCAACUGCGCUCAAGAUCUUCGUACCCACAAAUCCAAACCAAGACGACGCUUACUUAUUACUCCCUGUCGGAGUUGGCCAAGUAUGGUCUAUUUUGCACGAACUUGGUGUGGUAGAGUAG
This is a messenger RNA of Trichoderma aggressivum f. europaeum, 714 nucleotides long. RefSeq lists its product as uncharacterized. Bases 1 to 714 code for a protein of 237 amino acids. Lineage: Eukaryota; Fungi; Ascomycota; Sordariomycetes; Hypocreales; Hypocreaceae. The transcript is spliced from 3 exons. The record is from RefSeq and is a predicted model, not a curated record.